Molecule: messenger RNA, 1173 nt
Organism: Micromonas pusilla CCMP1545
Lineage: Eukaryota; Viridiplantae; Chlorophyta; Mamiellophyceae; Mamiellales; Mamiellaceae
Exons: 2
Coding region: 1-1122 (373 amino acids)
Biological process (GO): tRNA splicing, via endonucleolytic cleavage and ligation
Molecular function (GO): tRNA 2'-phosphotransferase activity
Source: RefSeq, a predicted model, not a curated record
AUGCCGAUAGCCGACGCAUACAUGCCCAGCGCGUCCGUCCCCUGCCCGGGUCCGAUGCGCGCGACGACGGGCGAGCGCGGCCGAGGCCGGGGCCGCGGCGGUCGCGGCGGUCGCGGCGCGAGCGGCGGUCGCGGCGGUCGCGGCGCGCGCGGCCGCUUCCUCGCGAACUGGGCGCGAGAUCCCGACGUCGCGCUCUCCGUAAAUCUCUCGCAGCUGCUGCGUCACGGCGCGCUCGACGCCGGCCUCGGCGACGUCCUCACGCCCGCGGGCGGCGUCCCGCUCGAUCGCGUGCUCGCGCUCCCGCGGUUCAAGGGCGUCACCGCGGAGGCGAUCGAGACGCUCGUCGCGAACUGCCCGAAGCGACGGUUCGAGCUCUUCCUCGCGGAGAAGGGCGGCGGCGGGGAUGACGUGACGACGAAGAUGAUCCGCGCGACGCAGGGGCACUCCAUCCGCGGCGGCGCGCUCGACGAUGACGCGAUGCUCGCGCGCGUGUCCGUCGAGCGCGCGCGCGCGGAGCUGCGAUACGCGGUCCACGGCACGUCGCUUCGCGCGUGGGAGACGAUCAAGACGGAGGGACUGCUAAGGAUGCGACGGCGGCACGUGCACCUCGCGGCCGCGCUGCCCGGGAGCGCCGACGAGGUCACGAGCGGGAUGCGAAGCGACGCGCAGGUCGCGGUGUGGGUGGACGUCGCCGCCGCCGUCGCCGACGGCGUCGCGUUUUUCGUAGCCGCCAACGGCGCGGUGCUCACGCCGGGCGUCGGACGCGAUGGGGUGUUACAUCCGCGGUACUUUCACCGCGCGUGCCGAGUGCUCGAUCGCGCGAGCAGGGAGGGUGAGGCGCUGCCGCUGGCGGACGCGGCGGCGUGGAAGGACGUCGCCGAGAGCGACGACGACGACGGCGACGGCGCCGCGACGGAGGAAGGAGGAGGACGCGAGGCGGGCGGCUCCGAGUCGACGCCGAGCCGGUUUCCCGCGCGGUGGGGCCCGGAGCCGCUCGCGCAGACGAUGGACUACCGUCCGCUACCGGGAGGGUACGGCCACGGAAGCGGCACGCUCGCGAGGUGGAUACAGGAGAACAUGGACGCGGACGCGAAGGGACGAGACGCGAACCAACUCGGGUGACGACGUCGAGCGGCGCCGACGUUUGUUACGAGGAAAUAAACUGAGCAUCUA